AUGACAUUAAAGACAUUGUGCAACUGCCUAUAUUGUUUUGCUUGUCUGAGCCUUCUCCGUGUUAGUCUUGUCGCCGAUGCCGAGGCACUCGGGUCUUCCCUUCAGGCCUCGAUCAAUGCCGCUGCAGCCAUUAGCAGCAGUGCGCUUAGCAGUGGCACUGUAGGAAACGCUACCACUACAGACGGCAGCGGUGGUUCCAUUAACAGCAGCAUGGACGGCACACCAACUUCUUCCGACGACUUGACAGAAGAAGAGCGCAUAGCGCAAAUCGUAGCAGAAGACAUUCCUGAGUUGGACUGGCGAGUACUAGAGGGCUGGACCUUACCUGAAAACAAUGUUUACAGGAACUACCUUUGCCGAUUUGGCGCCUUAGGCGUUCCCUGCUGGGACUCCUUGGGUAUAUAUCCGAACGCAGACUACCAGGGAUGGCCCAUUCCAAUCUAUUGCCCUCCUGGAAGUUGCUGUGGAGAUGUUAUGGGUGAACUCAAGUGCCGUCCCUCAUGCACAUCGGGAUGGAGUGUCAUGGACUCCUCGCAGUGCUCGUGCAAAAUACACGAGCACAAGUGCCCGGAGGACGCGGUGUGUGACGACAGCGACACCACCCGGUACGGCGGGGUGUACUGCCGCUGUAAAGACGGCUACGUAGGAGACGGAGUCGUCUGCCACCCGGACCCAUGUGCAGACUCAACCAAAAACAGAUGCUCCCCAGGCACCUGCAAGGGGAGGCCCAACGGCACGGCAUACUGCGUCUGCCCCACCGGAUACACCUGGGAUGACGCAGACCUUUUAAGCCCCGCAUGCGUCCUGAAAAGCCUCUGCCUGGACAACCCCUGUGGGCCAGCGGAGGCAGUGCUGGAGUGCAGGACCGAAAGCACCACAGAAUACACCUGUGUGUGCCGGCCGGGGUAUGAGGUAGGCAGCGUCAACGGCAAGAAAACAUGUGUUGAAACAUCCAACGCAGUCAAGUGUGAACACAAUCCUUGCGGGACAGAGGGCCUCCUCAGCUGUACGGACACCCCAUCCGGGCCAGAGUGUCAGUGCAAGAAUCUCUACCGACUGGUUACUGAACAACGGCAGAAAAAGUGCAUAUAUUCACCUUGCGAAGAUCAGGCCUGUGGGGACUCUGCGGCUACGAAGAGCUGCCAGGCGGGUAUUUCAACAUACACUUGUGUGUGCAACACCAACUACAAACUGGAAACGGUGGAUGGUAUGCCCAAGUGCGUGGCUGCCGAAACAGACCUGACUCUCUUCAUCAUAUGUGCGGCAGUUGUAGGGGUCCUUUUGCUGAUAUCUGUCAUUAGUUGCAUUAUUCUACGAAGACGGAUGUUGAGAAGGAAUGCCCUUGAAGCCUAUACUGAAGAUAGCCUGGAGGUCUCCAUGGGGGCUCAUCAAGACGGCAUUACAGCAAGCAGCAGCGCGUGGAUGUAG
This is a messenger RNA of Eimeria maxima, 1428 nucleotides long. Its product is annotated as microneme protein, putative. Lineage: Eukaryota; Apicomplexa; Conoidasida; Eucoccidiorida; Eimeriidae. The coding region runs from base 1 to 1428 and encodes 475 amino acids. The record is from RefSeq and is a predicted model, not a curated record. The transcript has a single exon.